UGAGCAUCUUGUUUAGAUAAUAACUGCUUGUGAUCAGUGUUAAUUGCUAAAUGACGGAUUAUGUAUCAAUAACACGUCUUAUCCAGAGAAAAGUGUAUCUGAUAAGUGGCAUUUGGAACUUGGGGAUAAGUAGCUGCCCAUUAGCUAGCAUUUGGUAAUGGAGGAUGGAUGGAUUAGCCCAAGGUAAGGACUAAUUAAACAGCUGGAAUCAGAGGGAUUAAUAUAUACAAAUUCCUUGCCAUCCCCAAGAAUCUUGUUCAUGAACAACUUUGGCUCGUGUGGAACUGAGUGGUCAGCUUAGUGGUUCAUCGGCAUGGCUGCCGCAGCUGCUUCUUCCUUCCUAUUUUUCUUCUCGCUUCUAACUGUCUCUGCAUUUGAACAAAAACCACACAACAUUUUGAGCUGCAAGUCCACGUCUCCCGACGCUUCCGGCUACUACUGCAACGCUACAAAUGCAUCAUCUGUAGAGAACAAGUGUGCAACUUUUGCGAUUCUUCGCACCAACGCGUACUACUCCUCUCUCUCCAAUCUGAGCUCGUACUUGGGCAUCAGUCCGUUUGUGAUAGCAGACGCGAACGGAUUUUCAGCUGACACGGAGUUUCUUCCUAAAGACGAGCUUUUGUUGAUACCGAUUGAUUGUAAGUACGGCAAUGGUGGUGUUUUUUGUGCCGAGUUGACAAGGACUAGUGUGAAAGGUGAGAGCUUUUAUGGCAUUGCUCAGUCACUAGAGGGCUUGACAACCUGCAGAGCUAUUCGAGAGAGGAAUCCAGGCGUUUCGCCAUGGGGGCUUGCUGAUAAGCUUCAGUUGGUGAUCCCCUUGAGAUGUGCUUGUCCUUCUUCAUCAUCUCGACUUGUGACACGAUCAAGACUCUUGAUUUCAUAUCCUGUGAGUGAAGGCGACACGAUUUCUGAUUUGGCUGUUAAGUUCAAUACAACACAAGAAGCUAUCAUAUCUGCAAAUAACAGAUCAUUCAAAAGCGUUAGACCCGAAAGUUUGACACCUCUUACAUCUCUUCUGAUUCCGCUUGAAGGAAAACCUAUACUCGGUCCCCUAGGAAAACCCCGGGAACCCAAUUUGCGCUUUCCAGCAGCUAGCAUCCCUGCAGUUAGUCCCCACAAGAAGAAGGCGAAAAUGAACCAGAUUGGAUUGUAUGUCGCGCUUAGCGGAGUCGUUGUUGGAGCCAGCAUUGCGGUCGCGGCAGCAUUCUUGCUAUUUCAGAUGAAGAAAAAGAAAAAGACUUCACCAAAAGGAUGUGAUGUGGAUCUGCAACAGCUCAGCCUAAGUGUGAGGACAACAAGUGACAAAAAAGUCUCGUUUGAGGGAUCACAAGCUACUUUUGACGGUCAGAUCAUCGAGACAACCACGCCGCGAAAGGUUCUGGUGGAGAUGUAUACAAUUGAGGAGCUGAGCAGAGCAACCGAGGACUUCAGUUCCGGCAACCACAUUGAAGGAUCUGUGUACCAUGGCCGCCUAAGCGGGAAGAACUUGGCAGUAAAGCGCAUACAGCCAGAUACAAUUUCGAAGAUUGAGUUUGGUCUUUUUCAUGAUGCCAUUCAUCAUCACCCCAACAUAAUGAGGCUGUUGGGAACUUGCUUGAGGCCAGAGGGGCAAGAAUCGUUUCUGGUUUUCGAGUAUGCGAAUAAUGGAUCUUUGAAGGACUGGCUCCAUGGCGGAUUGGCAAUCAAAAACCAGUUCAUUGCGUCGUGCUAUUGUUUCUUGACGUGGAGCCAAAGGCUGAGGAUAUGUCUUGACGUAGCCAUGGCAUUGCAGUACAUGCACCACAUUAUGAACCCCCUUUAUGUCCAUCGUAAUUUAAAGAGCCGAAACAUUUUCCUCGACGAAGAAUUCAACGCAAAGAUUGGGAAUUUCGGCAUGGCAAAGUGUGCUGAAAAUGACUCCGACGAUCAACAUUGUAGUCCAACCAGCCCUGCCGCGUCUUGGAGCCUGGGUUACAUGGCACCCGAAUAUGUUCACCAGGGUGUGAUUUCUCCAAGCAUUGAUAUUUUCGCAUAUGGCAUCGUGUUGCUAGAGGUCUUGUGUGGACAAACGCCAAUAAGCAGGCCGGGCGCUGAUGGAGAAGAAAACUUUUACCUCUCAGAGAAGAUCAAAUCCGUGUUGCAUUUGGACAAUGCAGAGGAGUUAAGAGAGUGGAUGGACAGCGCGUUGGGGGAUAACUAUUCGUUCGACGCAGCUGUCACACUGGCAAAUCUAGCCAGGGCCUGCGUCGACGAAGACCCUAGUUUGAGGCCUAGUGCAGGGGAAGUUGUCCACAAGUUGUCGCGAUUGGUGGAGGAGUCGAAAAGCGUGGAGGGGGAGAAUAUUUUGAUCAGUGAGAGCUCUUGUAAGCCGCUGGUGAAGGCGGCGGCGGCAAACAAUGUGUGAACAAAGCAUUGGGAGGAUGCAUUGCAAACAGAAGACAUGUUUAUUGGUGCAUGUCACCGGGUUCUUCUGCUUGUAUAUAUAUGUAACAUCUUUGUCUCCUCGAAUAAUAAAUGGCAUUGGUACUA
Messenger RNA from Malus domestica (apple), 2508 nucleotides. Its product is annotated as protein LYK2-like. The record is from RefSeq and is a predicted model, not a curated record. Lineage: Eukaryota; Viridiplantae; Streptophyta; Magnoliopsida; Rosales; Rosaceae. Gene Ontology annotation, molecular function: protein kinase activity; ATP binding. Gene Ontology annotation, biological process: protein phosphorylation.